Thermothelomyces thermophilus ATCC 42464 is the source of this 4030-nucleotide messenger RNA. RefSeq lists its product as uncharacterized. The transcript has 2 exons. The record is from RefSeq and is a predicted model, not a curated record. The coding region runs from base 181 to 3990 and encodes 1269 amino acids. Lineage: Eukaryota; Fungi; Ascomycota; Sordariomycetes; Sordariales; Chaetomiaceae.
CAAACGGGAGCCGAGCAACCAAAUUGAGGAGCUUUCGAAUCACUUUUGUGCAACCCAUGGACUGAUCAUCACGUUCAUUCACAUCCUGUUUUGGCGCCAAACGAGACCGCCGCUCGAAGCGGCCGACUUUUGUUCCUUGUCCAUCAACCAUCUGGACAGCUCGCCAUUUGAUCUCCCACCAUGGACUCCUUCAUCCCUAUGGGCGGCGUCCAGCUGCCGGCCUUCCAGCGCCGGCUGAGCCGGUUGUACAACGACACCAAAAAGUCGUCCGACUUCGUCAAAGAACCCGUCCACCAUGCCGAGGCUGAUCCGGAGAUCAAGGCGCUCCACCGCAAGUUGCGCAUCCAGAAGGACCGCCUUGUCACCUGGGGUCUUGAGUGGUCCGAUCCCAGCCAGUCGGCCGAGGUGCUGAUAGACUCGUCCCUCAACAAGGCCGGGCUCAGUGAGGUUGUCGGCAGCAUCAUGUCGACCAUCAAGGACAUUCUCGCCGAGGCCGAGCCGCUUUGGCACAGCUCGCGCCGCUUGGCGGGUGAGAAGGUCGAGCCCGAGGAAGCCGCGAAGAAGGGCGAGAAGAUCCGGAUGGUUGUCUGGGACAAGAAUCGGUUCGAGGAUCUCAUCCGCGAUCUGACCACCUCCAUCGACACUCUGUAUGAUCUCUCUCGGACGAGGUCAUCGCAGGCCUCGGCCGCUCUGCGUCAGAGAAUGCCUGCCCCGACUCCCGCCCCAGAGGACCUGCGCCCGUUCGAGUCGUCCAGGAUCCAGACGCCCCGACAGAUCGAUCCCAAGUCGUUGACCAACCUACGCUCCUUGCAGGCCGAGCCCAUGACGGAGCUUGCUGAGCAGGAGCGCCCUCGCGAGAUUGUGUUCAUGAGCAAGCAAGCCUACGCCGAGCUAACACAGAGCACAGCCGGCGGGCGACAGCCGCAUGCUCCGCUGCUUCUCGAGUACGCCCCCUUCGACCCCAUCUACUCGAUGACGGGCAUCUCGCCAUCCAUGGGGCGUUUCGAGAAGGUGUCGGCCGGUCUGCAGCAGGAGCCGCAACGGCCACCCGGGUCGUGGACGGGCUUGCCGCGCCUGCUGGGCUACUUCGAGGACAUGGACAACUCCAGGUUCGGCCUCGUCUACCAGUUUCCGCGGACUUUCAACCCCGUCACCUUUGAGCACCUCACCCAGAAUCCCCUCUACAACUUAUGCUCACUUUCCGACCUGCUAGCCCGCCCAGAUUUCGAGCCUAAGCUCGAAGCCAAGUUCCGGCUCGCCGCUAACCUCGCGAACACCGUCUUUGACAUGCACGCGCGGGGCAUCACCCACGGAAACCUCAUCAGCGAGAACAUCUCGUUUUGCAAUGCGGUCGGAACAGACCCCGAGGUCAGCGGGAUCACACAAGGCGAGGUAGACAUCAGGCGGCCCCUGAUAUCGUCCUUUGACAUCUUCUCGGACCCGCAGUCGCAGGACGCCCCCAAGCCCUACUCCUUGUACAAGCACCCGCUCGACCCCAGAAACAGCACCCUGUCGCCCUUGGCCAAUAAUGCAGACUCCAAGACCUUUGACCUCUACUCCCUCGCCAUGAUCCUCCUGUCCGUCGGUCUCUGGACCAAGCUCGAGAACCUGGUGCCAAAUACGGAGUCGCCGACCCUGCCGGAGUCGGUCCUGGAACAGCUCGCAAUCCGCUGCGGCUCGCUCUACAUGAAGGCCGUUCAGACCUGCUGGAAUGCCGUUGACCAAGAGAUCGCUGGGGGUCAAACCACCGAGCAGAUUGUGUCACGCGUUCAGUUCAAGGCGAGCAGGUACCUAGAGGCCUGCUGUAUCCUGGAUGGCGUCAGCAACCUAGAAGAGCGGCUGGGCGAUGACCUUGGCGAGCCUCGUCCAGAGCCCGUGCAGCCCGCCACGGCGGGCCCUUCAGUGCGCAAGUCCGAGGAUUCGCCCUCGUCCCAGAAACCGGAAAGCAAGCCUGAACAACGCAGUGCGGUCGAGUCAUCCCAGGAAGAGGCGCAAGCGGAAAGUCAAGCCGAGGAGUCCAUAAGGUCGUCCAAGAAGAUGCGGCUCUAUCCACACGCCCCCCUCCCUCCGGACAUAAUCGAGAAGUGGAACACGGUCUUCAUGCCCCAGAUUAACUCUGCCCUGCGCCACUUCUAUCGCAAGAAUCCCGAAUCGGUCGAGAUAUCGCUCGAGUCGAUUGGCGAGAGCCCGCAGCAGACCAAGCCGACGGUUCUUGUUGUCUGCACUUCCGUGGGAAAGGUCAAAGCCAUUCUGAAGAAGAAGCUGGGUAACCUAUUCGACGGCACUGCCGGCGUGGCGCUCAAGGUGUGCCGGGGCCAAGUCCUCCGGUCACGAAAGCAGCCCAGCCGGAGCAUGGCGAAGUCAGUUGACGAAGGACAAGAGGAGGUCGUGGCGGCUAAUCCAGGAUUUCAGGAGCGACCGAGAAAUGGUGCCAGCAUUGGGGCCUGGAUCGGCGACCGCCAUCUCCCACCGGUGAGCCUCGGCGGUCUGAUCAUGGUGGACAAUAAGCAGUACGGGAUGACUGUUCACCACAUGCUGGAUGAUCCAGACCAGGUAGUUCAAGCGGGAAAGGGCGGCCCCUCCAGAAGCAUGGCCGGACCGAGGUCCGACCUGGCGGCUUGGUAUGCUGAGCAGUACGAACACAGCGAGCCGGACCCCGACAGCGGGAGCGAGGUCUACGCCUGCGAGUUUUCGGACUCGGACUUAGACACUCUGUCCGAAUCGGCCAUCACCAGCGACUACUCGGAUGGGGAGGAGGAGGAGGAGGAGGAGGAGGAGGACGAGCAGUUCACCGAGCCUGGUGACAUUCCGGGCGUCGAGCCGGGUUGUGGCGAUGGGUACAUCAUCACGCAGCCGGCACUCGACGAUGUCCCAGAGGGCUUCUACCCCUCCGCCGAGACGGAGGACGAAGACCACCUGGACACCUACUCCGUCGGGGAGGUGUAUGCAUCCAGCGGGAUCCGCCGCCGCACCGAGAAUGGCCUGCUCCACGAAAUCGAUUGGGCCUUGUUCGAGUUCAACGAGGAUCGAGCCCCAGACGGAAACCUCAUCCCGACCCUAACUCCCGCGCCCAAAUCUGAGGGCCGGCGGCGGAUGUCUUGGGAAAGCGAACCCGCAGAUGACGAAGGCAACGAGUUUUCCUUUGUCCACCCAACGUCGGUCGUCCCCUCGUCCAGCCUGCCGGGUCUCGAGGUGCAGUGCAUGGCGCGCACAAGCGGCUUGCAGACCGGCCAGGUCUUGCAAGCCAUCGCGUCGGUCAAGAUCUACGGCCGCGUCUCCCCGAGCCACAUUUACCAAGUCGCAGGAACGUAUCCGCCCCAGUCCCGAUCCUAUCCCCGCCCACGGCGGCCCGUCCUCCCGAUGGGCAUCCCCGGUGAUAGCGGCGCGUGGGUGGUCGACCGCGAGCAGGGCGCCGUGUGCGGGCACAUCCUGGCGUGGAGCGAGCGGAAGCGGGUCGCGUACAUCUGCCCGAUGGACGUGCUGAUGCUGGACAUCGCCGAGACGCUGGAGGCGAACGAAAUCCGCCUGCCUGGAGGGGAGAUCAUAUUCUCGCGCAAGCCGUUGUCGACGCUGGCGGGGCCGACGACGCGGGAGAAGAGGGGCAGCGCGCGGAUGUCGACGCAGUCGAGUCGGCUCAGCAGGGCGAGCGGGCUGAGCCGCGUGUCGGAACAGGGUUCGGAACUGGACGACGACGACAGCGAGGACGCGGCGUCGAGCCUCGUGUCGCCGCUGCAACAGAACCGGCAGUCGGUCCAGAGUAGGCGGUCCCGGUUGAGCCAGCGGAGCUCGUAUCUGGCGCAUCCUCCGCAGCAGCAGCAGGACGAUGUUGAUGCGCUAACACCUGCGCCGGGGAAGAGCACUCGCCACGACCAUGAUGAUGAAUCUUACGAUGAAGGAGUCGAAGUAGAAUUGCCUCCCACCAAGGAGUUCAUGGAUAUGCAGCUGUCUGAAAAGGACGUUCCGGUCGGCAUGAUGGGAUGGAUUGCUUGAUACCACUGAUGGAUUAAAACUUUCCCGUCGGAUGUAAUUC